Molecule: messenger RNA, 732 nt
Organism: Diversispora eburnea
Lineage: Eukaryota; Fungi; Glomeromycota; Glomeromycetes; Diversisporales; Diversisporaceae
Source: the annotation of a GenBank genome assembly
AUGCGUAGUUGCACUUUCUUGAAUUUUUUUUUCUGGAAAAUCGCAUUCUUUUCAUUUGUUUCACUAACGACGGCAUCCAUAGUGGACGAAUCUUUUUCACCUUAUCAAGAUGUGUAUGAUGCAAUUCUUACCACAUUGUUUCUGAUCACUUUUGUGAUUUUGUUCAGUAUCUCUAAUAAGAAAAAUGGAAAAAAAAUCAACACGCAGCCUACAGUUGAACCCGAGAUUACGCAACUUAUAGUUAAACCUGAGGUUACGCAACCUACAGUUACAGUUGAACCUGAGACUACACGAUCUUUACUCACGAAAAAUAAUCUGUUGCCAUUACUGGAUGACACAUUGUACAACACAGUCACUUGGGGGAUUCCAUUGACAGUUUCUUUUGCCUAUAGUGAUUUGCUGAAUGUAAAGCUAUUUUCGAUUGUAAACAUGUGUUUACAUGUAUCUUGUGCAAUAAUCACAUUAGCUCAAAACAAGCGCAUUUCAGAUGGCAUUUACGAUGAUAUUACAGAAGAUAUUUUCACAACAAUUUAUAAUAUUCCUUACAUUAUUUGGAAUAUUUCUGGUUUUAUCAUUACUCAGUCUCAUAAUACAAAUCUGAGCGUAUCUUAUUUUACUGAUAAUUUGCCUGACAAUUUUCAAAAUUUUCUUGAUGACAUUCUUAUUACUUCAAUAACAUUAACUCAAUAUGCACUGCAGAAUUCUGUGAAAUCUCAAAACCCGGUGGACUGA